AUGGAAUUUAAUUACUGUCAGCCUUACCAGAGGGAACUCGACGGCCGCGUCAUCCUCCCCAUUACCUUCCUCGAGAAGAUUGGGACCUGGCACCGUGGGGACCCCGUAAAGGUUUGGAAAGUGUGGAUUGACGGCAGGUGCUCCGACAGGACCAACGCUACCCGCACGGCGAGGCACGCCGCAACGCGACCCAUCACGCCGCCCGCUGACGGCUUCCACGCAGUCUUCAAAGUGUUUUCUGCCGACCACGACGCCAUCGAAGAGUUCAACGCCGAAUCAAAGGCGUACAGAAGUUUGCCCAAUGAAAAAGAAACUCCAAGUCGAAACUACAUCCUCGACUACUACGGGUCGUUUGUGCAAAACUCGACUCUCUCUGGGAUGCAUCAAGAUAUCCAGCCUUGCAACAUCUUGGUCUUCUCCGGCUCCGGAUCGAGCGGUAAUCGAUUCGAUCUUCAUUUCAAAAUCGGCGAUUUCGGCGCGGCGCAGAUCAAGAGGUUGCGGUUAAAGGAUGGCCAACUCGAAAGCAAGAGACAUAACAAUGGCAAGAUGAACCGCAUGUAUCUGGCCCCGGAAUGCUCGCCGAUGCAUGUUGUACAAAGACACGCGCCCAACCAAAUCACAGCAACCUCGGACGUCUGGGCGCUGGGCGCGGUGUUCAGUGAGACCCUUAUCUGGUGCUUUGGCGGCGAGCCAGAGCGUGAAAGAUACCGGCUGAACCGAACCUACGAAAUCCAAAAGUUUGCUAAAUAUUUUUGCGACACCGGGUUCGACUCCUGCUUCCACAACGGAAUACAGUGUCUGGAAGCAGUGCACGCCGCACACAAAGCUGUCCUUCGCGACGCACCGGGAAUGGACCUCCCCAUGCGGGUGAGCAACACCAUCUUGGAGACCAUGCUACAGAGAGAUCAGCACCACCCGGCUGUGGGCCGGCUGGAUUCCAUGGAGAUUUUCACGAAAUUUACAAAUAUCGACGAGGGCACGCCCCGAAGCUCGUUUGCGGCGCAUAGUCCCAACCCAUCGAUACAAUUACUUGACCGGAUGUCGGAGGGGAGCUCACGGAAGAUUAUUGGCUUGAGCUGCCGGACACCAGAGAAAGCGUCAACUCUAUCCCAGACCAAGGGACCCAUGCCAACAUGA
Molecule: messenger RNA, 1137 nt
Organism: Parascedosporium putredinis
Lineage: Eukaryota; Fungi; Ascomycota; Sordariomycetes; Microascales; Microascaceae
Source: the annotation of a GenBank genome assembly